Messenger RNA from Ruditapes philippinarum (Manila clam), 1752 nucleotides. Its product is annotated as thyrotropin-releasing hormone-degrading ectoenzyme-like. Gene Ontology annotation, cellular component: cytoplasm. Bases 1 to 1752 code for a protein of 583 amino acids. The record is from RefSeq and is a predicted model, not a curated record. The transcript is spliced from 9 exons. Gene Ontology annotation, molecular function: peptide binding; metalloaminopeptidase activity; zinc ion binding. NCBI's taxonomy places the organism in Eukaryota, Metazoa, Mollusca, Bivalvia, Venerida, Veneridae. Gene Ontology annotation, biological process: proteolysis; peptide catabolic process.
AUGUACCGUAGAUGGCUCGCAAUGAUCAGGUACUGGAAUAGACUGGUAAAACUUGAUGAGAAUAGACUAACCAAGCGUGCAUUCAAUAGAGAUUACAGCUCGCCAAAUAACAGUAACUGGUGCAGUGAUAUUAAAACCGUUAUGUCUAGACUUCACCUAACGGAGUAUUACAAUAGGAAACUCGCCGUCUCAAUGGACUUAGCCAAAGAAAACAUGAACCAGUUUUAUUCAACCGUUUGGUCUAGAGAUUACGAACGAGUAUCAAAGUUGAGAACAUAUAGAACAUUUAAAACUGAGUUUACUUGUGAGGAAUAUGUUAAGUUGAACUUAAAAAGAAAUGAACGGGCUUUAUUUGCUCAAUUCAGAACCGGAAUACUUCCACUUAGGGUUGAAACCGGACGUUAUGUGGGUGAAUCCCCUGCACAAAGACUGUGUAAGUUGUGCAAUAGCGGACUAGUUGAAGACGAGACUCACUUUCUUGUUGAAUGUGCUCUUUAUAGUAACCCAAGAUCUGUUAUAUUUGGAAACAUUUUAAACUGUGAUGAAUUUAUACGCAAAUCAAACAAAGACAAACUUGUUUUCUUGGUUCAAACUCACCCUAGAAAAUGUGCAAAAUUUAUUGUUAAUGCUUAUUAUAUCAUAAGUAGACCCGUUGUUGUGAAUCUCGAGGGUAGUUCAGAAAACUUGUACAAGAAAUAUGUGAUUGAGAAAGAGCUAGAGUUUUUAUACAUCCUGACAAACCAGUAUCUUAAGGCGGGUAAAAAUUAUGUGCUCAGCAUAACUAAAUUUGAUGGCCUUUUACGAGCCACCAGUGAUGGAUUAUUUUAUGCUUAUGAUGAAGAAGACGGUAACGAAGUGUAUUUUGUCGCAACUCAAUUUCAACCGAUAUCUGCGAGAAAAGCGUUUCCAUGCUUCGAUGAACCAGCGAUUAAAUCCCAAUACGACGUUACUCUUGUGAGGAAGAAAUCAGUGUUAUCGUUAUCCAAUAUGCCACUUUCUAAUUCGACUAACAGAGCCAAUGGUUGGAUAGCAGAUACAUUUGAAAGAACGCCAAAGAUGUCUGUGUACCUCCUAGCUUUCUUUGUUGGUAACCAUGAGCAUCUUGAAAAGACGACUGCAAAUGGUGUCAAAUUUCGUACAUGGUCAAAACCUAGUGCUAUCAAUAAAACAACUUACGCUCUAGAUGUAGGUGUAAAGAUGCAAGAGUUCUUCGCAGAUUACUUCGCAGUAUCCUACCCAUUACCAAAGCAAGACAACAUUGCGAUAUCAAAUUACCAAGCGGGUGGAAUGGAGAAUUGGGGACUUAUAGUUUAUUCCGACAAUGCGAUGCUGGUAGACCUGGACAAGGAUUCCCUCAAGUCAAUAGAAACAGCAGCAAGCAUAGUGUCGCACGAGGUUGCCCACACAUGGGUUGGAAAUUUAGUGACGACUCACUGGUGGGAUGAUAUUUGGUUGAAUGAAGGAUUUGCAAGAUUUUACCAAUAUACUGGUGUAGAUGUUGUCCAUCCAGACUGGAACAUGUGGGACAAGUUCAUCAAAGAUAUACUACAUAAUGUUUUACUUAUUGAUGGAAACCCAAGAUGGACCCAUCCUCUUCACAAUCCUGUGUACAAAUCAAAGGACAUAAGCAAAAAUAUAUUUGGUUUUAUUCCGUAUCAAAAGGGUGCAGCAGUAAUACGUAUGUUGAGUUUCAUAGUUGGCCAAAACACAUUUCAAAAGGGAAUGAAAGUACGUCGAUACUACAAUUUCUAA